Messenger RNA from Spathaspora passalidarum NRRL Y-27907, 1815 nucleotides. RefSeq lists its product as uncharacterized. The transcript has a single exon. The coding region runs from base 1 to 1815 and encodes 604 amino acids. The record is from RefSeq and is a predicted model, not a curated record. Lineage: Eukaryota; Fungi; Ascomycota; Pichiomycetes; Serinales; Debaryomycetaceae.
AUGAAUUCAGAAAUUAUUGAAAUUGAAGAAGAAAACUUCCGUGAAAUAAUCAUUGUUGGUGCAGGACCUUGUGGGCUCGCAGCAGCCACGCGCCUAUGUGAAAGUUGUCCCGGGUCCAUUUACACUGAAGAUGAACAUCAACGAUUCCACUGGUUAAAGCAAAGAGGAAGCAGAGUUAAUCUUAUUCAUCAUCACUCAUUACAGAAGAAAUCUAAAACAAAUUAUAAAUGUAAUAACUUCAAAGCAAGUGAUAUAUUGGUGUUGGAUGGUACGAGAGAUUCUUUUAUGGGCCAAUGGGAUUCACAAUUUUCUGCCUGUCAAAUUCCGUACCUUCGCUCACCUAUGUUUUUCCAUCCAGAUCCUGUAAAUAUUGAUGGUUUGGUAACUUUUGCCCAUAUGUAUAAAAGGGAGAAGGAUUUGAUGGAGAUUUCCAACGUGGUAGGGAAGGAAUGGUCCAAGCAUAAACAGAGAAAGUUGCAACGGAAGCGGGAAAAGAAAGUUCCUUUACCAACUGGAAAAACCAGUGGGGUUCAUGAUAAACCUGGAAUCAUUGAUAUCAAUAUGAGAGAUUGGAAAGACUAUUACCGUCCUUCUACUCCAUUAUUUCGUGAUUUCUGCAAUGAUAUAAUUACUAGGUAUAAUUUGGAAAGUGUUGUAAAGAAGGAUGAAGUAGUUUCUAUAGCGUAUAGAUCAAUCAAAUUAGAAAACUCUGAUGAAUCAGGAAGGGGGAUGGUUGUUACUACUGCUAGUGGAAAAGUAUUUGGCUGCAAAUCAUGCAUUGUAACUUCAGGUCAUCGUGGCCAAAUCAACUAUCCUAUUGCCCCAUUCACUGAUCCAUAUUUCCCCAUUGGUAGUUGUCACACAACACAUUUGUUUUCAAAGGAAGUUAAAUUUCUUGGGGACGAAAUAUUCAUGAAACCUAAAGUUGGGUUGAGAAGUAUUGUAAUUGCUGGUGGAGGUUUAACCUCGGCUCAAUUGGCACAUGUUGCAUGUCAAGAUCCUAGAAUUGAUAAAGUAUAUUUGUUGUUUCGUGGACAAAUAAAGAUCAAACAUUUUGACUUUCAUUUGGAUUGGGUUACCAAGUAUAAGAACGUUAAGAAAUCAGCUUUUUAUAUCUUGGACACCGAUGAUGAACGGGCACAAAUGGUUAAUGAUGCUAGAGAAGGUGGUUCCAUCAACCCUGAAUAUUACAAGAAAUUGAACCAACACGUUAAAUCAGGAAAUCUCGACUGGUUAACACAUACCACCAUUAGAUGCCAAGAGUGGAACGGGGAAUUGCAGUGUUGGAAUUUAAUUUUUGAGUCAAAAGUACAGAAAAAGGACAAAUCGGUAGAAAUGAAGGAAAUAAGUUUAGAAAAUGUUGAUUAUAUUUAUUUUGCAACUGGUAUUACAGCUGAUAUUAACUCUCUUGGUUUUCUUGGUCCCGUGUUAAAGGAAAAUCCAAUUGAAGUAGUUCGUGGUUUCCCUUGUUUAACUGAUGACUUGCAGUGGAACAAUGAAGUCCCGUUGUUCAUUCUGGGCAAGAAUGCAUCUUUGAAAAUGGGUCCAACAUCUGCUAACUUAGAUGGGGCAAGGUUGGGAGCUGAGAGAAUUGGAUGGUAUCUACAAGAUCUUAAAAGUAGAGGUAAAUUGGAUUGGCUGCCUAUAAGCUGCACUGAACUUGGUUGUUGUUCUCUGUCAGAAAACAGCACUUCCUUGGAAUUCAAAUUAGACCAAGGUGACAGUGAAAGUGAAGAAGAGCUUGAAUCUAGUUUUGAAACUAGGCUAAAAUUAUCCAGUGGACAAAUGAACUGGUACACAUUACUUGAACAAUAA